Messenger RNA from Papaver somniferum (opium poppy), 1212 nucleotides. RefSeq lists its product as uncharacterized. Bases 1 to 1212 code for a protein of 403 amino acids. The record is from RefSeq and is a predicted model, not a curated record. The transcript has a single exon. Gene Ontology annotation, molecular function: nucleic acid binding; RNA-DNA hybrid ribonuclease activity. NCBI's taxonomy places the organism in Eukaryota, Viridiplantae, Streptophyta, Magnoliopsida, Ranunculales, Papaveraceae.
AUGAAAGUUAGUCAGCUUCUGGUUAAUAAUGAUUGGAUUAUUCCUCAUCAGUUCUUGGAAUUUUUCUCUGUGAAUUUACCUGCAUUAUAUGAAAAAGAUAAAUUGAUUUGGUGUGGGGAUAUGUCUGGGAAUUUUUCGUUUUCUUCUGCAAUAGAGACAAUUAUAAUUAAAUACCCUAAAGUAUACUGGUAUAAGAAGAUUUGGACUCCAUGUGUUCACCCAACUAAAGCUAGCAAUAUCUGGAAAAUUACAAGAAAUAUUGGUGUUACUGAUGAAAAUAUGAAUAAGAGAGGCUUUCAACAUGUUUCAAGAUGUUAUAUCUGUCAUGAAGACCGAGAUUCUAUGGAUCAUAUUAUGUGGAAUUGCAAGUUUGGUCAAAUUUUAUGGAACUGGCUGGGAGGUAUAUUCUCUUUUCUUAAUCCUUCUUCAUUUGAUGAUAUUUUGUCUCUCAGUAAAUUUAAAAGCCCUGUCAUUCAAGAAUUAUGGUUAAUUGCUAGCUUUUGCACUAUGAUUGAAAUUUGGUUCACUAGAAAUAAAAUGUUCUUUGAUGAAGAUAUAUACAAUGUGGUUCAUUCCAAGAGAAGAGUAUUACAUUUCGCUCAUGAAUGCAGACAUAGACUCAAGGGUACUAUGUGGAAUUCUAAUUAUGAUAGUCACAUUCUGCAAUUUUUCAACAUUGGUACCAGACCUGUCAAAAGUUUCAAGGCUAUUGAAUGUUUCUUUCUACUGCCAGAGAAUAAUAUACUUCUAUUUUGCUGUGAUGGAGCAACCAAAGAUAAUCCAGGCUUGGUUGGUUAUGGUUUUAUAGCUAGAAACUCAAAUGGUGAAUUUGUUGUUGCUGAAGCUGGUGGUUUAGGAGUGGCGACUAACUUCAUUGCAGAGAUAGUGGCAGUUCUAAGAGCCAUGGAAUGGGCUGUAACUAACCUGAAAUGGGAUAUCAUUAUUCAAACUGAUUCUCGUUGCAUUAUUGAUGUAUUCAUGAAGAAUAAACUUCCUUGGGUCUUCUGGUCAAGAUGGAAUAGAAUAAAAACCAGCCUACAUAGAAUUCAUUUCAGGCAUGUAUAUCGAGAAAUUAAUUUCUCUGCGGACAGUUUUGCCAAAAGAGGUGCAGGCUUGGAGAUUGGACAAAUCAGACGCUACAAUAACAAACCAUAUUUAUUACACAGUAUGGAAAUGCCAGGCAAAGCUUAUUAUAGGUUUUGUUUCAAAUAA